AUGCUGACCGCAGGCCGGUCAUUCACUUCUUGGAUAUACCGUGCCUCCGUCCUUUUGGCUCUCUGCCAUAAUGCGCUCUCCAAUGCGACUACCCAACCACCCCCGAGUGGUGCGCAGGGUGCUCUCCCUACGAGACCGUUGACAUGUCCGGCGAAGAGUACCUGGCAGAUGGAGGCGGAGCUCUUCAACCUACCACCAUGUCUGGAGACGCGUUGGGGACCGGGUCGCGAUAUGUAUCUUGCUUCAAUAUUGCCUGAUCCAAGUGCGGCAGCCGACGAUCCGGUCGUUAAUUCAUCUACAGUCUCGAGCGGAACGCCCGAAGAGACAGCGAAGACAACUCCUGACCAGAGCGCGGAACAAGACCAAGACACAGACUCGCUAUUGGACGGUGCUAGUUUCCUCUCAUUUGAGGACUGGAAGAAACAGAACCUAGCGAAGGUUGGACAAUCAGCUGAGAAUGUCGGAGGGAGCAGACGUGCUGCGGCAGCUGGAAAGGAAGACCGUCGGCAGCCGACAGGAAUCAAUAAUGCUUUGGAUUCACUGGGUGACGAUUCCGAGAUUGAGUUGGACUUUGGUGGCUUCGGCGCUGAAACGCCCGAGGCUAGUCCUGCCGCUUGGGACUCGCAUAUCCCGUCGCGCGACGCCGGGCACGCGGAUAGACGAGGCAAUGGGGAUGUACCAGGGCAGGGUGCGCUGCAGAGAGAUGCGUCGCGCCGUAAGGAUGCCGGCACUACUUGCAAGGAGCGGUUCAACUAUGCUUCCUUUGACUGCGCGGCUACAGUGUUGAAGACGAACCCCGAGUGCAAAGGUUCGUCCUCUGUGCUCAUUGAGAAUAAGGAUAGCUAUAUGCUCAACGAGUGCCGAGCUAAAAACAAAUUUCUUAUCUUGGAAUUAUGCGAUGAUAUUCUGGUUGAUACAGUUGUCCUUGCAAACUAUGAGUUCUUCAGCUCUAUCUUCCAUACAUUCCGAGUUAGUGUCUCGGAUCGGUAUCCUGCGAAACCGGACCAGUGGAAAGAACUUGGGGUUUAUGAGGCUCGCAACACUCGUGAGGUGCAAGCUUUUGCAGUAGAGAACUCGCUUAUUUGGGCUCGAUACCUUCGCAUUGAGUUCCUCACGCACUAUGGACAUGAGUUCUUUUGCCCUGUUAGCUUAAUUCGGGUGCAUGGUACCACUAUGAUGGAAGAGUAUAAGCAUGGCGAGAGCUCUGAGCGCGCUGAGGUUGAGGAAUUGGAGGCUAGUGAAGCUAGCCAGCUUCCGGAAGCCCCGGAAACCAAGCCUGUCGAGGUGCCGGUCGAGAAAUACAUUCCUGCAGAACCUAGCCUUACAGUGGAUGUUUGUCCGAACCCUCUAUUAGAGGCUGUGUCGCCUUUUGCGAAACAGAAUGAUAUAUGUGGUAUCAAUGAUGGGCCGCCUAUUCUGACUUCGUCGCCGCCAGGCGCAGUGGGUCAGACCAAUGUACCGUCGAAACAGAACUCUACUACUGCAGUUGGAGGCAGUCCCUCCGCGGCCAAUGUCGGAACCGCGCCGUCAAAACCUGAGGGUACUCGAAAGCAGAGUGAGCCUACCAAAAAUGUCGUGACCCCUCCAGAUGCCUCAAUCAUAUCUUCGAAGGCUGCUCAGCAAAACACCACAUCCGAGACCACAGGGAAGCCCACAACAAAUCCCAAAGAGGAGCAGAACAUUCCUCCGGAGUCGACUAGACCUACAAACACCCAGCCGCCAUCUGCAAACCCCACGACCCAAGAAUCCUUCUUCAAAUCUGUCCACAAGCGGCUUCAGAUGCUUGAGUCAAACUCAACCUUGUCUCUUCUUUAUAUUGAGGAACAGUCUCGCAUCUUGCGUGAUGCUUUCAACAAGGUUGAGAAGCGGCAGCUAGCAAAGACAUCUACCUUUCUUGAAAACCUCAACGUAACUGUACUCAACGAAUUAAGGGAAUUCCGCGAGCAGUACGACCACGUGUGGAAGUCUGUUGCUCUUGAGUUUGAGCACCAGCGUAUACAAUACCACCAAGAAGUCCACUCCCUCAGCGCACAGCUUGGUGUCCUUGCCGACGAACUAGUUUUCCAAAAGAGAGUCACCGUGAUCCAGAGCAUCAUGGUCCUCUGCUGCUUUGCCCUCGCCCUAUUCUCACGCGGCUCGGGCAGCAACUAUAUGGAAUUCCCCGCCGUUCAAAAAAUGGUCGCUCGGUCCUACAGUUUUCGGUCUUCAUCUCCAAAUUAUGCCUCCCCGUCGGCUAGCCCGGGAUCGACACGCGGGACUUCGUCAUACCGUGAGAACAAUGGCCAUCGCAGAAACCUCUCCGACUCAUCCGACCAAGAUAGCACCUCUAGUCCGACCGCGGCCUAUUCCCCGCCGACUCCUACGUCUUCUUCUUCACCGGAAAGAGAUAUGGAGGAGACUGAGAAGGUGGAAGAACCCGCCUUUCCCCAGCAUAUAUCUGUGUCUACUUUGGUGGCACCACCAGUCCGUUCUCAUAGUACGCCGCCUGUAUUGAAUGGGCGCCCUGUUGACUUGGAUAUGGAUCCGGCUGCGUGA
Penicillium griseofulvum is the source of this 2535-nucleotide messenger RNA. RefSeq names its product Sad1/UNC domain protein. The transcript has a single exon. Gene Ontology annotation, biological process: protein folding in endoplasmic reticulum. The record is from RefSeq and is a predicted model, not a curated record. The coding region runs from base 1 to 2535 and encodes 844 amino acids. Gene Ontology annotation, cellular component: membrane; cytoplasm. Lineage: Eukaryota; Fungi; Ascomycota; Eurotiomycetes; Eurotiales; Aspergillaceae.